CACAGGACAGCCAGGAGGAAAGCUGGAAGUACUAAAAGGGGACCUCUCCCUUGGAAGUAAGAAAGGAAGAGCUUCAGCAGACAAGCUUCCCUGCAGAGGCCAUGGACUGCUGGAAGCAAAAGGAAAGCAGCACUUGGACUUUCCCCACCCUGAUCCUCUGCCUCUAUGGAUUCUUCUCCAUGCUGAAACCAUCAGAACCUUUCCUAACACCUUAUCUAACAGGACCAGAUAAAAACCUGACCACAGAUGAGGUUACAAACCAGGUUUUCCCAGUUUGGACAUACUCCUACCUUGCACUCCUUCUCCCAGUCUUCCUCAUUACAGAUUAUGUGCGCUACAAGCCCGUCCUCCUCCUCCAGGGCACCAGCUUCAUUGUCACGUGGCUUUUGCUCCUCUUUGCACGUGGAGUGGUGGCAAUGCAGAUAGUGGAAUUCUUCUACGGGAUGGUGACAGCCACCGAGGUUGCCUAUUACGCCUACAUCUACAGUGUUGUCAGCAAUGAUCACUAUCAGAGAGUGACGAGCUAUUGCAGAAGUAUCACUCUGGUUGCAGCCACCACCGGUGCUGUGCUGGGACAGCUGCUGGUUUCAUUAGCAGAUGUAUCCUACUUUCACCUUAAUGCCAUUACUUUGGCUUCUGUGUCCCUGGCAUUCCUGUGUUCGUUCUUUCUCCCAAUGCCCCAGAAGAGUAUGUUCUUCCACAGGAAAGAGACCUUGGAAGCUCUCCCAGGAACAAAUAAAACUGUGGCUACGGUCAGCUCCAACAGGCCACUGAGCUGCCAAGAGGACAAGAGCUCUCCAUCUGUUGACAUGGGACCAGCACCUGAACAGCAGGCUGGUAAUGCCAAGCCACAGAACCAUGUGCUCAGGGUUCUGGUGCAGCUGAGCAAGGACUUGAGGGAUUGCUACAGCUCUAGGAAACUUCUCUACUGGUCCCUGUGGUGGGCUCUGGCUACAGCAGGCUUUAACCAGGUCCUGAAUUAUAUUCAAGUGCUGUGGGACUUCAGAGCCCCUUCUCACAGCUCUGCAGUGUACAACGGAGCUGUUGAAGCUAUUGCAACUUUUCUGAGCUCAGUAACAUCUUUCAUAGUACAAUACAUGAAAAUUAAUUGGGACCUUUUCGGAGAACUGACUUUAGGGAUCUUCUCUACAAUAGAUGCUGUUUCUCUGCUUCUCAUGCACUUCACUACCAACAUCUGGGCAUGUUAUGCUGGCUAUCUCAUUUUCAAAGCAUGCUAUAUGCUCCUUAUAACAAUAGCAACGUUCCAGAUUGCAGUCAACCUGAGCAUGGAACGUUAUGCCUUGGUGUUUGGAUUCAACAACUUCAUUGCACUGAUGAUUCAGACCAUUCUUACAGUAGUUAUUGUGGAUUCAAGAGGCCUGGGACUGGACAUAGUGAUUCAGUUUUUAAUUUAUGGCAGCUACUUUGCAGUCAUAAGUGGAAUUUUCUUGAUCAGAAGCAUUUGCACGCUUGUCUCAAGCAAAUGCUAAAGGAAAAUAACAAGAUCUUAUGAAGAGCAACUGUAGCUGGCUAUAUAACAUGGCUGUAUGAGUCAGGCAGACAACCUCACAUGGCCAGGCCCUCGCAGGAGAAGAGCUUCUACUGCAGCAUGCAGGGAACAGCAAUGCAAAAUGAAUGUACAACACAGGCCUCAAAAGCUAUGCUGAAUCAUUACAGCAUUUCCUUACAACAUAUGCCAGCUAAGAGAUCAUCAUAAUAGCACUGUACCAAGAAGAAAAAGAUAAGUUGCUUUAGGUUCUUAUUUACUUAAAAUAGCUUGAUAGAAGUUAUUUACAUACAAGAAUAGAGCAGCUGUCUUGGCAUUGCACUGUGCACAAUGGCAGACAUCAAAGUUAACCCUGCCUUGCUUAUUCUAGCUCUUAUAUAUGGUGUUGGCAAGCUGCUUUCAUGCACCUUUGCUUAUGCACAAAAGUUAAGGGGCCUAUCUACCCACCAAGGAACCAAAGAAGGGGCUGUGUUUGCAUCAUUAUAUUCUUUCCUAACUACAAGCAAUUUGAUGACAGACUCCACCCUUCUAAUUUAAAAGCCAAUGUCAGAAGCAGGCAUUUUGCACACAAGGGUUCAGAAAAGCAGGGUUUGCACAACCGAUCUGAGAAGUUUCACUAAAACACUGCUAAGUCACAGUUGUUGCUCAGGCCACACUUGAAAGUCACAAGCUAAACAGUGCUAUGGACUCAGUACAAUCUCAACCCAGGAUGAAAAACUUCAGAGUCAAAACAAAAUGAAACCCCUCCCUCUUUUCCUUGUGCUCCCAGUAAAAUGAAAUUCAGGACUGAGUGUCUUCCCAUUUCAACAGCAAAAGAAAAAAAAAAUCAAAAAAGGACUGAGCAAUUGUCCUGGUUUGAGCAGUAGCAGUCAUUUUUCUCCUUCUUGG
Melopsittacus undulatus (budgerigar) is the source of this 2395-nucleotide messenger RNA. RefSeq names its product thiamine transporter 2-like. NCBI's taxonomy places the organism in Eukaryota, Metazoa, Chordata, Aves, Psittaciformes, Psittaculidae. Gene Ontology annotation, cellular component: plasma membrane. Bases 102 to 1490 code for a protein of 462 amino acids. Gene Ontology annotation, molecular function: thiamine transmembrane transporter activity. The transcript has 6 exons. The record is from RefSeq and is a predicted model, not a curated record. Gene Ontology annotation, biological process: vitamin transport; transmembrane transport.